UCCAGCUUGUGAUGAGCAGAUAGGGAAGAAGGAUGGAAGUGGAAGAGGGUAAUAACGCCGAUGCUGGUGACAUCAAUGAAGGCAACAAUGAUGUUCUCUGCAAUAAGUUAGCUGAUUCUACACUACGAGAGCUUGAUGGUAUGUUUCCUAUGUCUGGUAAUUCUUCAUCGUCCCUUGGUUCAGAAUGUUCUAUUCAUAGAGUCCCUAAUAAAUUUUACAAAGGAGGUCAAAAUUAUUACGUACCCGAGUUGGUAGCUAUCGGCCCUUAUUACCAUGGAGAUGAAAGGUUCAUAAACAUGGAAGUGCAUAAACAGCGAUAUGUUCAUGCACUUCUCGGACGAAUAUCAACACCCGAGAGUAGACCAGAAAAAUUAAAGGCAUUAUUUGAAGUUGUAGGAAACUUAGAAGAAAAAGUGCGCGAAUCCUAUUCAUCAGACUCCAUCAUUGUGAAUGAGGAGAAAAAAGAUGAUUUCAGAAAAAUGAUUCUAUUUGACGGUUUGUUCAUAGUUGAGCUCUUGCUAAGGAGUGAGGAGCCGGACACAUACAAGAAAGAUCCCAACGAUCCCAUAUUCAAUACCAGUUGGAUGUAUGCAAGUUUGGUUCGCGACAUGAUAUUACUUGAAAACCAACUUCCUCUCUUCAUUCUUGAGAAGUUAUUCAGCAAAAUGAAGGAAUUUGACCAAAAUUCUCAAAAUAAGACAAUUACAAGGCUCGCUCUUCGGUUUUUUAAAACUUUAAUUCCUAAUGACCAGGAAAUAUUAAGCGAGGGCGAUGGAAAAUUUGCAAAAACCAAGCAUUUACUCGAUGUGUUAUACAAGGUGUUGUUUGAUGUCGAGUGCGGUAAAGCAACCAACUCCAAUUCACGAGGCUUGUCGAGUGCGGUAAAGCUUGAAAGGGCUGGGGUGAGGUUCAAGAAGGCCGAUAAGCAUAGAUGUUUCUUGGACAUCAAGUUCAAACACGAGGCGUUGGAAAUUCCAGUAUUACACAUUGAAGAUCAUUUUGAGGUUUUUCUAAGAAAUCUAAUUGCAUGGGAGCAAUGCAGUAACAUUAAGGAGAACCGCCCUUUUGUAGUCACAUCCUAUGCGUUCUUGAUGGAAAGCAUGAUUAACACCGAGUCGGAUGUGGAACUUCUCUGUCGCCGUGAAAUUAUCACCCACAGCCUCGGUUGUGAUGAGGAUGUCUCUUUACUCUUCAAUAAUCUCUGCAAGGAGGUUACUCUUGAAAAGUUUUUCUAUUCUGAGGUUUGUGAACAGGUAGAAGAUUAUUCCAAGACUCUGUGGCAUACGUGGCGAGAAUGGUUAACGCGCAAAUAUUUCCGAAGUCCAUGGGCGUGCAUGUCACUAUUUACUGCAAUGUUAUUGCUUCUAUUUGCCUUUGUAGGGGCUGUAGGGGGAGUGUUUUCAGCUCUUUCUUACUUAUUUCACAAAUCCUAAGUCUCCGUUUGUUUGCACUGCAAAUUUCAUAUGCAUUUUGAUACUUCAGUUAAGGUGGACUUAAGGAGGGCAAGAUCAGUUAGAGGAAGAGGAAGAGGCGGGAGAAGCCGGGCCUCGACAUAGUCCGAAGGUGAUCAGUUUGAGGUGGCUACGAUGGUAAUGGCUCUUUGUCGCUCAAUAUGUUGGGAUUGUUUUGUUUUUUGUGUUCUUUGUUGAGCGAUUGAUUGGGCACAAACAUCUUGUUCCGGUCGUUAAUGUUGUUCUUAGUUUUAUUGUGUGGUUUUUCUUCGUUACUUUUUGUAUCUAGUACAGAUUUGCACCGCAAAUAAAUUAAUAAAGUGAGUCUCAAUUUGUUUGCAA
Molecule: messenger RNA, 1793 nt
Organism: Nelumbo nucifera (sacred lotus)
Lineage: Eukaryota; Viridiplantae; Streptophyta; Magnoliopsida; Proteales; Nelumbonaceae
Product: UPF0481 protein At3g47200-like
Source: RefSeq, a predicted model, not a curated record